This is a messenger RNA of Ricinus communis (castor bean), 2487 nucleotides long. Its product is annotated as 3-ketoacyl-CoA synthase 4. The record is from RefSeq and is a predicted model, not a curated record. The coding region runs from base 636 to 2162 and encodes 508 amino acids. NCBI's taxonomy places the organism in Eukaryota, Viridiplantae, Streptophyta, Magnoliopsida, Malpighiales, Euphorbiaceae. The transcript has a single exon. Gene Ontology annotation, biological process: fatty acid biosynthetic process. Gene Ontology annotation, molecular function: acyltransferase activity, transferring groups other than amino-acyl groups. Gene Ontology annotation, cellular component: membrane.
AAAUAGAAAUCAUUAUUCUAAACAUGAAAAUUGAAAUUCUCCCAGUCCUCCUCGCCCAUUUCCUUUCAUCUUUUGAUCCAUAACUCAAAAAGAAGAGUAAAUAACUUUAAUACUCCAUCAUCAAUGCCCCUUUGACCAAUCUCAUCAAUGAUUUCAUGAUUUGAUUUCCACUCUCACCAAAUCCAACCCAAAGUCUAUACCAUAUAAAUACACGCAUACAUGUUCUGACAUUUCUCCUUCCUAUAAAAUCAAUGCUCUCCAUAAGGGGAAGAAAACAUAUAACCAAAACAGAGAGACCGAGUUCUCUACUCUGUUCUUCGUUUUCUUCUUCUUGAAGAACCCCUAUCUGUACCAGUAAAAUCUAUUAGCGGUCGUCAGUUUCAUUACGUGGGCAUCUGGAAUCACCAAUUAGUGAAAUAGCAGUCGUCAUUGCAGUUGUAUCAUAAAACCCACCCACCUUCUUUUUCCCCUUCCUUCAUUUCUUUAUUCCAUUUUCACGGAUCCGUAUUCUCUAAGACCUUUUCUCCUGUACAAGUAUUUAUAAAAUCCUUAGCUCUAUUCCCUCUAUCGAGAAAAACCCAUUUCUCAAAAUCUAAUCUUUCUCAUAGUAAAGGCCAUAACAAAAGAAAAUAAAAAUGAGUCUGGAAUCAACCACUUCACCAUCCUCCUCUGUUCAGAUCAAGCAAUCGAGAAGAUUACCUGAUUUUCUACAGAGUGUGAAUCUUAAAUAUGUGAAACUGGGUUAUCAUUAUCUUAUGAGUCAUUUGCUGACUCUUUGUUUGGCUCCUUUAAUAGCUGUUAUUAUCGUUCAAGCAUCACAAUUUAACCCCGAUGAUAUUCGUCAACUUUGGCUUCAACUUCAAUACAAUCUUGUUAGUGUUCUUGUAUGUUGUGUUUUUGUUGUUUUUGGAGGUACUGUUUAUAUCAUGACUAGACCCAGAUCCGUUUUUCUUGUUGAUUAUGCUUGUUAUAAGCCACCAGCUAAUCUUCAGGUGAAGUUUCAUCAAUUUAUGGAGCAUUCUAAGUUAACUGGUGAUUUUGAUGAUUCUUCAUUGGAAUUUCAGAGAAAGAUUUUGGAAAGAUCAGGUCUUGGUGAAGAAACUUAUGUACCUGAAGCUAUGCAUUAUAUUCCACCAAGACCAUCAACGGCAGCAGCUAGAGAAGAGGCAGAGCAGGUGAUGUUUGGUGCAUUGGAUAUUCUAUUCGCUAAUGCUAAUAUCAAGCCAAAAGCUAUUGGUGUUCUUGUUGUAAAUUGUAGCUUGUUUAAUCCAACACCAUCACUUUCCGCUAUGAUUGUUAAUAAGUAUAAAUUGAGAGGGAAUAUUAUGAGUUUCAAUCUUGGGGGUAUGGGGUGUAGUGCUGGUGUUAUAGCUAUUGAUCUUGCUAAAGAUUUGCUGCAAAUUCAUAGGAAUACUUAUGCUGUUGUUGUUAGUACCGAGAACAUCACACAGAACUGGUAUUUUGGGAACAAGAAGUCAAUGUUGAUACCGAAUUGUUUGUUUAGAGUAGGUGGUGCUGCAGUUUUGCUGUCAAAUAAAUCUGCAGAUAGGAGGAGGGCUAAGUAUAAGCUUGUUCAUGUAGUUAGGACUCAUCGCGGAGCUGAUGAUAAGGCUUUUAGGUGUGUUUAUCAGGAACAGGAUGAUGCUGGUAAAACUGGGGUUUCUCUGUCUAAAGAUUUAAUGGCAAUUGCCGGUGGAGCACUUAAGACUAAUAUCACCACUUUGGGUCCUUUGGUUCUUCCAUUAAGUGAACAACUUCUGUUCUUUGCAACUUUGGUUUCCAAGAAGUUGUUCAAUGCCAAAGUGAAGCCAUAUAUCCCGGAUUUCAAGCUUGCUUUUGAACAUUACUGUAUACAUGCUGGGGGAAGAGCAGUGAUUGAUGAACUUGAGAAGAAUUUGCAACUGCUGCCUGUCCAUGUUGAGGCAUCUAGGAUGACUCUGCAUCGAUUCGGUAACACUUCAUCAAGCUCUAUUUGGUAUGAGUUGGCUUAUACUGAGGCAAAAGGUCGGAUGCGGAAGGGGAACCGUGUUUGGCAGAUAGCUUUUGGAAGUGGUUUUAAAUGCAACAGUGCAGUGUGGGAAGCUUUAAGUAAUGUUAAGCCCUCUACGAGUAACCCAUGGGAAGAUUGCAUUGACAGGUACCCGGUGCAGUUAGUUCUGUAGUUAGAGAAAGUCUAUUUGGAGAAAUGUACUUUGAUAGGCAAUUACUUUAAUACAUUCUUCUGGCCUGUUUACUGUAUUUUUCUUUUUCAAUAGAUUGGGUUAGGUCAUGUGUGUUUUGAUUUUGAAAUUCAUGGCGUCUAGCCUGAAGGUUCUCGAGUGACAGAAGGUGCAACCUCUGUUCAUCUUUUUGAUGGUUUCAUAAGUUUGAUGCUGAAUGUAGACGAAAUAUGGUGUGUCUUCUGUUUCUUUGAAGGGCUUAAAAAGCAUUGGACUUUUUAAUCUAUUUAGUCUUCAAUAGAAUGUGAAAUAUAAAAGUUAUGGUUUA